Bombyx mandarina (wild silkworm) is the source of this 768-nucleotide messenger RNA. RefSeq names its product phosphatase and actin regulator 2-like. The record is from RefSeq and is a predicted model, not a curated record. NCBI's taxonomy places the organism in Eukaryota, Metazoa, Arthropoda, Insecta, Lepidoptera, Bombycidae.
AUGGGGGUAACCGCUCCCCCUCCUUUACCACCGGUGCCGCGGCCAAGGGUGAACCCAGUUCCUAUUCCCACCGCUGCCCCUUUACCGAUCCCCCAAGGGAAGGGUAAGGGGAAGGGAAAAUCUUCCCUUCCUCCUUCCCAACCCACACUCCUUCCUACGAACGUGGAGGCCCACACCGCAGCGGCAACGCUGAUGGCGGAGGAUAACCCACCACGUCCUUCCACAUCUACUGCUCCCGUCCCAAGAGCUCCAGCUGUUGCGUCCUCAAAGCAAGUACGCACUACCGGAGGGAAAGCCGCAAGAAACGCUAAAAAAAAUAAAAAUAAAAAAAUAAAAAAAAAGGAAAAGAAACUUGCGGCAAGGGCCCAAGAACAAGCCUUGCAAACCCAGGCCACAGGCAGUACCUCAACUGCCCAAUCCAAGCCACAAAAAGAGGCGCCUCAACAAAUGGAGGUGGAGUAUGUGGAGCCGGAAGAGGCAGUAGCCUCCACCUCCUCGACAUCCAGGCCAAUAAAAGUGUCUAUCGAGAAGCCCCAAGACCCAACGACCUCGGGCCCAAAUAUUCAUUCCCUCCCUCCCCGCCCUCAGCGUGAGCGGCGCAGCGGUCGGCAGGCACAACCUGCUGGCUUUGCUGCAUGGCUCCUCGCGCUGUGGGAGAAAUUGUCCGAGGUGAUCUCCGGAGUAAUCCGUGAGAUCGCCUCGGGAGCCAGUCCCUUCGGGGCGCUCCUGUCGGGGUUCUACCGAAUGAUUGCGCGGUUCAAUGGCUAG